This is a messenger RNA of Fusarium verticillioides 7600, 402 nucleotides long. RefSeq lists its product as hypothetical. The transcript has a single exon. The record is from RefSeq and is a predicted model, not a curated record. The coding region runs from base 1 to 402 and encodes 133 amino acids. NCBI's taxonomy places the organism in Eukaryota, Fungi, Ascomycota, Sordariomycetes, Hypocreales, Nectriaceae.
AUGUUCGUCAAUCGCGUAAGAACAGAGUUCACGUGGUCAUGGGGGAUUAUGGUGAUAAUCGACGAUGAAACAGUUGAUGAUACUCCAGCGGUGGACGAAGGGGACAAUGCUAGUAAUGAGUAUCUGGAACCCAUGUUCUGGGCGUUUGUUGAGUGGGCUUUUUCUUACAAGGGUAUCAAGUCCCUGGAAUACAUCGUCUUUGGAGACUUCGGCCGCCCAGAGAGAACGAGUAGAGGAAAUCUGUUGAUAUGUCGGGAAGGUUAUGGAUCGGAAGACUUUCACAUCAUCAGGGAGUCGUGUCCAGCCGCCGAGUGGGAUUAUGUCAAGAGGGAGUACGGCGAUGCCUUGAGGUCAUGUCCCUCUGACCCAUUGUUCGAGGUGCCAAAAAGCCCUGCGCAUUAA